This is a messenger RNA of Cavenderia fasciculata, 2268 nucleotides long. RefSeq lists its product as uncharacterized. Bases 1 to 2268 code for a protein of 755 amino acids. NCBI's taxonomy places the organism in Eukaryota, Evosea, Eumycetozoa, Acytosteliales, Cavenderiaceae. The record is from RefSeq and is a predicted model, not a curated record. The transcript has a single exon.
AUGAGUACCAGUCAUUUGGCAGAUGAUUCGAUUCGUCUCAACAACAAAAAUGAAUAUGAAAUUAUAAAUAGACAGUUCAAUAGCAACAACAGCAGUGUUGUUGGAACACAGUCCAAUGCAAUGAAUCCAGCUGCACUAAACAGCUUUAUAAACAUUGGUACAACCACGGCAGCGGCCAUUACCGCAGGCCUCUAUGGCAACAAUGGUAUCAAUAUAAAUGGGGUCAACUCUUCUUCUACCUCUGCCAAUAACAAUUCGUCGCCAACUAAUAUGUAUACAAUCCAACCACAACAGGCACAACAAUCACCAUUCCAAUCAACUCAACAACAACAACAACAACAACUAUUUAAUAAUCAACAACAACAACAACAGCCUUCCCAAAUCUAUAUAAUCCCUCAACAACAACAACAAACUCCUCAACAACAACAAUACUCACCCAAUAACAAUGGUAUGAAUCAUCAUCAACAAAUGGUUCAAAACCCACAACUCCAACAAUUGCAACAAUUACUCCAAAUACAGCAACAACAACAACAACAGCAGCAACCCCAAAUACAACAACAACAACAACAACACCAACAACAACAACAACAACAACUUCAAACAUUGGAUAGUAAAUAUUUAGAGCUUGUUAAACAACAAGCUAUGGAAAUCAAUAAGCGAGCAGAAGGCAUGCCAGAAUAUGCCAAUAUCUAUAAACCUGCAACACUUAUUGAACAACAAUUCCAACAGCAACAACAACAACAAGCAUUUAUUUUACAACAACAACAACAACAUCAACAAUUACAACAACAACAUAUACAACAACAACAACAACAACCUCUGCAACAACAUAUACAACAACAACAACAGAUAACAUCUACAACAACCACAACCAAUACAAUUAAUGGCUCUGGAAUAGCUUCUAACCAUCAUUCACCAAUAUCGAGCAGUGCCAAUAGCCCAGUAUUAAUGUCAUCACUUUCACCUACAAUGCAACAACAAACACCCCAAACCUUUAUGGAUCAGCAACAGCAACAACAACAACAACAACAAUCAUAUAUGAUUCAACAACAAAUUUUCAACUCUACACCUACAUCUGCCCUAACAUCUCCACCAUAUACAUCUGUUUUGGGCGCAACAACAUCUCCAACUCAACAACCACUGACACUGCAACAAUCGUCUUUGACCGAUACCUCUGUCGUGCCUCUAAUUUCGUCACAAACCACCAUAUCUGACCUCAAUCUUGUAAAUAUUCAAUCUACUCCACAAUCCAGUCUCUCAUCAGUUGGUGGCUCUACAUUGUCACAGCAGCAGUCGACAAUGACAUCUACUAUUAAUAUCAAUGGUACCCUUGAAGAGGUGCCACAAGUCAAAAGAAAAAGAGGAAGACCACCCAAAAACAAAGAUGGUUCGACAUUGGCCAGUAUGGCUGCUGCCGUUACUGCCGCAGCAUCUACAACUACUGCUGUAGACGAGUCAAAGGCAAAGAGAACAACCUAUCUCUGCAACAAGUGCAAGCAGCCAAAAAAGGGUCACAACUGCGCCUUUGGCAACGAUGGCACCGACUCUGUGCCUGGAGACAAUGACAACAACGAGGAAAACAGCAACACAACAGACAUGCCAAAGAAAAAGAAAAAGGAUAAACAUUCCUCUUCAUCCUCUUCUCCAAAUAGCAUCAACACUACCCUAUCUUCCUCCUCUACUACCGAACACAGUUUUGAUGAAUUUAAUAACCUUUUACAAAAUGAUAACCUUUUACAAAAUAUAACUUGUGAUGAUAUUGGAGGUGGAACUACUAAUAAUAAUAAUAAUAAUACUAAUAAUAAUAAUAAUAACAGUGGAAAUGUAUUGGGAUUGAUUAAUCCUGCCAUUCAAACAACUUUACAACCAUCUUCGACUAAUUUGGUAUCAAACACAACAACAUCAACAACAACAAUUGUACAAAAUAACCAACAACAACAAACAUUUUAUGAUAAUAGUAAUAAUAAUAAUUUAAUUUCACAACAAUUGUAUUCAACUAAUAAUAAUAAUAAUAAUAAUAAUAAUAAUAAUAAUAAUAAUAGCUCUUCACCAAUCAAUACUCUUGAUCAACAACAAACUUUGACUUCAACAUUGUUAUCAAAUAUCAAUGGUAGUUUAAAUUCUACAAUGCUAUCCUCUCAACUUUUAACCACUAAUAGUUUAGCAAUCCCAGAUGCAACCUCUAUCUCCAUUCCAGUUAUCCCAUCUUAUCAAGAAGAUCAAGACGAUGAUGAUGAUGAUGAUCAAGAUGAAGAUGAACAAGAAUAA